AUGUUCAUCGUGGACAUCAACAUGCCACCCAAGCAUGACAGAGUUGAUCUCCUUGCACCCAAGCCAUCGGAGCUGGACGAUGAAGAGAUCCGCCUCCUGCAUCAGCCACUACCGCUAGACAUUCCCACCCUGAGAAAGAACCUGCUAGUUUAG
Pyricularia oryzae 70-15 is the source of this 153-nucleotide messenger RNA. RefSeq lists its product as uncharacterized. The transcript has a single exon. The record is from RefSeq and is a predicted model, not a curated record. The coding region runs from base 1 to 153 and encodes 50 amino acids. Lineage: Eukaryota; Fungi; Ascomycota; Sordariomycetes; Magnaporthales; Pyriculariaceae.